Molecule: messenger RNA, 1506 nt
Organism: Lineus longissimus
Lineage: Eukaryota; Metazoa; Nemertea; Pilidiophora; Heteronemertea; Lineidae
Product: PDZ and LIM domain protein 3-like
Exons: 3
Coding region: 126-476 (116 amino acids)
Biological process (GO): actin cytoskeleton organization; muscle structure development
Cellular component (GO): Z disc; stress fiber; filamentous actin
Molecular function (GO): actin binding; muscle alpha-actinin binding
Source: RefSeq, a predicted model, not a curated record
GCAGGUAGAGUGGAACGAAAAUAGCACUGGUACAUCCCUCGCUUUCCAUCGACUUGAAGCAGGUCAAGAAAAGGAAAAUAUUCAAAAGCGAAACUCUUGAUUUUUAGCAAAAUAAAACUGUCACCAUGUCAACCGUUACCUUGACGAUGCAAAAGCACGAUCCCCAUCAACCCUGGGGAUUUCGGAUGCAGGGGGGCACGGAUUUUAGCGCACAGCUUUCUAUAAAGAAGGUUCUCCCUAACACCCCAUCAGACGGCUACCUCACCCCCGGGGACGCCAUUGUUGGAAUCAACAACCAAGACGCCAGUAGAAUGACACACGUGCAGGCACAACAGCUGAUCCUGAAUGGCGGUAACGUGCUCCAUCUUACAGUGAGAAAGGGCUAUGUUGGAGGAAUGGACAGCUUUAGGCAUCUUCAGCCGAAAGGCAACGUGAAAUUCUCGCCCUACAACGCAUCAAAACUCGCGAAAUACUAGUGUGAUGUCAAGACACACACAGUCAAACUGUCUCCUCAAGUGUAAAUAGAUCUGGUGAUGAUCAUUGUACAUCAGUUAGGAAAUUUUCUUAUUUAUAAGAUUCAGUAACAGGCGCAAUGUGAUUUCUAAAUCCAGAUUUCGAAAACAUAAACGGAUGGAGAACAACUAGAUGCUGAAAGUCUUAAAGGCACACGAAGGGUGUGGGAUUAAAUUGAAAAGGAAUGUGCCACAGAUGGCCACCAUAGUACCACCUACCGAUAUAGACGUUGUUUAUGUGACUUUUUGAAAUGGUUUGCAUCAUUCAGGUUGGCCUACUGGUAUAAUGUAUACGUAUUUUAGUCGUGCAUGUUGGAUACGUUUUCAUUUAUUCUCUUAGGAGAAGUCACGGUCCUCCUGAAAACCACUUUCGUAUGCAAAACCAACAUGCGUCAGACCCUUCUUGUCCCUUUAACAGCAACGGACUAUUGUAAUUGCGGAGACUGGGAACGACGGAUCACGGCGGGGUCAGGGUGUGGCCGGAGGGGCUCGGUGAAGACACGAAGACAAGACGAAUUCGUCAUAGUGGCCAACUCAAUCUGGUGACAAAGCAGAUUAUUUGUUGGUCAAUCAAUCGUAUUUUGCUUUUUGAUUCUUAGUUUUUCCUUUUUAUAAUUUUUUGCACAGAUCACUGAUUUAAAUUUAUUGUCAGUGCCAUAGGUUGUUUGGACGAACAAAAUAGUCAUAUACGCGCCGAAGAUUCUGCUUCCAGGGACCUCUCUUGGAUAAAUACAUUUCAGUGUUGUAUCAAAGUUAUUCUUGAUUGCAUGCUAUAUAGGGUUCGGGGGAUUGUCGGCGAGAGCUUCGACGGGUUAGUGUUAAAUGAGAUAGUAUAGAGACGCCUAUUGGUCACUUCUCGAAAGUGAAUCACUCCACUCUGCCUCCUGCUGAAUAGCCCUCUAAAACCCGAAAGAACCAGACGUGGACAGCAACCAUAACUCUAUUAUUAUAUGCACCACGGUAUAACUAUGCAAUAAACUAGUAAAUACAAUUU